AUGAUCACCAAGCUUCCAGUGGAUUUGGCCGAAGAGAUCCUCUCUAGGGUUCCAUUGAAACACAUGAGAGCAGUGAAAUUAACUUGCAAAAAGUGGAACGCUUUAUCCAAAACUCUUAGCUUUAGGAAGCUGCACAUUGGUAAAGCAUCAGAUACAACAAAGGAAGGUGAGUCUCAGAUGAUCGUGAUGAUGGAUUACAAUCUUUAUCUGAUGAGCGUCGUCGUCAACGACGUUGAUCCAUAUACACAGCUUAAAGGCAAACUUACUUGCCUUGACGAACAAGUCAAGAUAUCUCAAGUCUUUCACUGUGAGGGUUUAUUGUUAUGCAUCUUGAAAGACGAUAUUACUAGGUACGUGGUUUGGAAUCCGUAUUGUGGGCAAACAAGGUGGAUCAAGCCCAGAUUUUCUUACCCUCCAAGAAAAGGGCACAGUUUCAAUUAUGCUCUCGGAUAUGAGAAUAAGAAAUAUUGUCGUAGCCAUAAAUUCUUGAGGUUCAUAGAGCAUUACGUGGAUGGACCCGACAAACUGUGGUGUGAGAUAUACAACUUUGACUAUGACUUAUGGAAGAAUCUUGACGCUAAUCCAAACUGGCGUAUAGAGUCUCGUGACAAAGGCGUUUCUCUCAAGGGAAACACUUAUUGGUGUGUUAGAGAAAAGAAUUCAGGGUUUCUUGGAAAAGAUUACAUAAUAUGUUUUGAUUUUACAAGAGAGAGAUUUGGGCCGCUUCUGCCUCUACCGUUUAAAUAUAGUGAUAAUUGUCUGGUGGCUCUAUCUAGUGUUGGAGAAGAGAAGCUUGUAGUUUUCCCUAACCGAAAAUAUGAACAUAUUGAGAUUUGGAUUACGACUAAGAUUGAAGUCGGCAAUAUGUCUUGGAGCAGGUUCUUGACAGUGGACGUUGGAUCAUACACUUACAUUCCUUUUACACUUCUUUUUGGGAGUGACGACGGUUACGAGAGUUUAAUCAUCGACGAGGUGAAGAAAGUGGCCUUUGUUAUUGAUAAAUGCUUCAAAUCCAACAGAGUUGACAUUAUUGGAGAGGCUGGAUAUGUCAGAUUUAGUCAAGUCGAUCUCGUUGAACCUACCGACAUAUAUAUAAAAUGUCAGCCACAGGUGUACUCUUAUGUUCCAAGUCCAGUGCAAAUCUAG
Microthlaspi erraticum is the source of this 1146-nucleotide messenger RNA. The record is from the annotation of a GenBank genome assembly. Lineage: Eukaryota; Viridiplantae; Streptophyta; Magnoliopsida; Brassicales; Brassicaceae.